AUGACGUUGGAGUGGUUUGACAGUUGAGCUUUACUUUGUUGGUGUGUUGUUUGCCAAAUAUUGCUUAGUAAAAUAGCAAAAGAAUAAAUUUUAUUAGCAGACAUUAAGUGCAGUUGUGCAUACUCGGAACAGUUAGAGAGGAAACUACUUCUCAAACACUCUAUAAUUACAUACAUCAUUAAGAAAACAUUGGUUCAUUGUAGCGUCUGUACAUGCUGUGAACCAACCUCUUCUUCGGUCUUUGAAAUCAGAAGAAAAAGACUUUCUUUCCAUUCCAAUUGUUGAUAUCGGCACCGCACCGCGAAAAUAAGAAAGAAAUUCAUCAAAUUUGAUAAAAAGUAAUUUUUACACACCAUGACGGCUUUCGAAGAGUUUGGUGUAAUGCCGGAGAUAGCCCAAGCUAUCGAUGAGAUGGAAUGGAUGCUGCCGACCGAUGUGCAGGCCGAAGCAAUUCCGUUGAUUCUUGGCGGUGGCGACGUACUGAUGGCGGCCGAAACGGGUAGCGGCAAAACCGGCGCCUUUUGUUUGCCGAUUCUGCAGAUCGUGUGGGAAACGUUGCGCGACAUCAAAGAGGGUAAGACGGGAAGAGCCACUUCACACAAGGGACAACCGUGGACGUUCUCGUACACCGAUCGUGGCCAUGCAAUGGCUAUCACGCCGGACGGAUUGCGCUGUCAGUCGCGUGAGCAGAAAGAAUGGCACGGAUCGCGUUGCACCACCGGCGUGCGCAGCAAAGGCAAAUACUACUAUGAAGCGACAGUGACGGAUGAAGGCUUGUGCCGUGUGGGGUGGUCGGCAGAGCUGGCCAGCCUCGAUCUCGGAACCGAUCGUUUCGGGUUCGGAUUUGGUGGUACGGGCAGAAAAUCCAACUGCAAGCAGUUCGACGUGUACGGGGAAGCUUUCGGCAAGCAGGACGUCAUUGGAUGCAUGCUCGAUCUGGAUGGUAGAGAAAUUGGGUUCUCCAAGAACGGUGUGCUUCUCGGUACAGCAUUCAAGCUAAGCGAUGCAGAUGCAAAGAACAAUUCUUACUACCCUGCCGUUGUGUUGAAGAACGCGGAAAUAGCGUUUAACUUUGGACAAACCGAUUUCAAAUACCCGUUGCCUGCCGGUUACACGCCCGUGUGCAGCGUGGCCAAAGAGAACUUGGCGGAAAAUCCCAACACGGGCCCAGCGGGUAGUGCUGAAGGCGAGGCCGCCAAACCAAAACCGAACGCUCCGCAAACCAUCGUCAUCGAACCGUCGCGUGAGUUGGCCGAACAGACGUUCAACCAGAUACGAAAGUUUAAGAAGCAUCUGAAAGAUCCGGAAGUUCGCGAAUUGCUGCUCAUCGGUGGCGUGAAUGUUCGCGAACAGAUGGAAGUACUGCAGCGCGGGGUGGACAUCAUUGUGGCGACACCCGGUCGACUGGAAGAUCUCAUCGGUGGCGGGUACGUGCUGCUGAAUAGCUGCAGAUUUUUCGUGCUGGACGAAGCGGAUGGCUUGCUGAAGCAGGGAUACACCGACAUGAUCGACCGCCUGCACAAACAGAUACCGAAGAUAACGGCUGAAGGUCGCCGGCUGCAGAUGGUGGUGUGCAGUGCCACACUGCACUCGUUUGAGGUGAAGAAGAUGGCCGAAAGGCUGAUGCACUUCCCAACAUGGGUUGAUCUGAAGGGUGAGGACGCUGUUCCGGAAACGGUCCAUCAUGUAGUGUGCAUGGUCGACCCACAAAAGGACUCGAGCUGGCAAUCGAUGCGUACGCACAUCCAAACGGAUGGCGUGCAUGCACGUGACAACGUGCGCCCCGGAUCGAAUACUGCGGAGACGCUUUCGGAGGCGGUGAAAAUGCUCAAGGGGGAAUACACGCUGAAAGCAAUCGAGGAGCACAAUAUGGAUCGUGCCAUCAUUUUCUGCCGCACCAAAUUGGACUGCGACAAUAUGGAGCGGUAUCUGCGGCAAAUCGGUGACCAGAAGUACUCGUGCGUUUGUCUACAUGGCGACCGCAAUCCAAAGGAGCGCAAGAUCAAUCUGGAGAAGUUUAAGAACAAGGAGGUGAAAUUCUUGAUCUGCACUGAUGUGGCUGCCCGCGGGCUGGACAUAACCGGUUUGCCGUUUAUCAUUAACGUGACGCUGCCGGACGAAAAGUCUAACUAUGUGCAUCGUAUCGGUCGUGUCGGACGUGCCGAUCGGAUGGGAUUAGCAUUUUCGCUGGUUGCGUCAGUGCCGGAAAAGGUCUGGUACCACGGGCAAUGGUGCUCGUCGCGUGGCAAAAACUGUUGGAACACCGAGCUGACGGACGUGAAGGGGUGUUGCAUGUGGUACGACGAAAAAAUGUACCUCGCCGAAAUCGAGGACCAUCUGACGGUGACCAUUCCCCAGAUUGAAAAGGACAUGAAGGUUCCGCUGAACGAGUUCGACGGUAAAGUGGUGUACGGUGAGAAGCGCAUGAACACUGGCACUGGCUACAAGGACCACGUGGAGCAGCUAGGUCCCGUUGUGCGUGAGUUGGCUCGUUUGGAACGAGAAGCGCAGACACUCUAUCUCAAACGCUUGGCGGUGUAGAGUGCGUGACGGAAUUUUCCACAAUUCAGCGAUCAUCGAUGUGUGAGUGGGCUACCAACGUAAGAAAUACAAGUAACAAUUUAUUCGAUAUCCGACAAA
Anopheles stephensi (Asian malaria mosquito) is the source of this 2640-nucleotide messenger RNA. RefSeq names its product ATP-dependent RNA helicase Ddx1 (gene Ddx1). Bases 355 to 2541 code for a protein of 728 amino acids. Gene Ontology annotation, molecular function: ATP binding; RNA helicase activity; nucleic acid binding. The transcript is spliced from 2 exons. The record is from RefSeq and is a predicted model, not a curated record. NCBI's taxonomy places the organism in Eukaryota, Metazoa, Arthropoda, Insecta, Diptera, Culicidae.